Kuraishia capsulata CBS 1993 is the source of this 789-nucleotide messenger RNA. RefSeq lists its product as uncharacterized. The record is from RefSeq and is a predicted model, not a curated record. Lineage: Eukaryota; Fungi; Ascomycota; Pichiomycetes; Pichiales; Pichiaceae. The coding region runs from base 1 to 789 and encodes 262 amino acids. The transcript has a single exon.
AUGGCAAACGCAACAUUGGUUGGAACAGAGGUGUUCCUCCUGUUCUUGGACGGAUCCAAAUAUGGUCUAGAGUUCACUCAGGAAAUAAUCAACGCGCUAUCACGCGGUGAUGAUUCGCCGACGGUCGAGUUAUUGAAGAAGUACAUAUUUGAGAACUGGGAAAGUAUUUCAGCUGAAAAGAAGGGAAGUGUCGAUGGUGUUGAAACCGUUGAGCUACUUGAUCUAAACCAGAUACAGCUGCUACAUCUCGGAAUGCGACUUGACAAUUCGUGUGAACUGACUAGUUUGAACCUCGAAUUAUCGCCGGUCUUGCAUGUGGUGAUCAAGCCACACGAUUUGUAUCUGAGCUCUAUGGAGAAGGGAAAGAAAUUCGACCUAAAGGCUGUUAUUGGAGGUGGCAGGCGCAAAUCAGUUUCGAACGCAGGCACCAAUCCAAACCCAAACGUUGCUGGUGGAGGUGCGAGACGUGGAAGUAGCAUUGUGGCCGGAAUGACUACAAACUCUGGAUCAAAUACGGCGCAGAUUGGUCAGAGUGGUGCUCGGACUAGUACCGAAAACCCAGAUCUGCUGAUUAGGCCGAAUAAUGAAUCGCAGAGUCGUUUUCAGGAGCAAGAAACAAACCAGAGAUCUCGGUCUCCAGCCAAGGUUUCACAUUCAAGGCCCACCAGCAGCAGCAUUAGUGCAGCAGAUGAAGCCCAAGGAGAAGAACAAAGGAGUUCCCAUGGGCAGAAUUCUAGGCAGGUGGGGCAAGAAGAUCGCGCAAAGUCUGGUUGUUGUUUGAUUGUUUGA